AUGAUCUACGACCUCAACAUUGCGUGGUCGCCCUCCACGACGUCCGAACGUCUCCUCCAGACCCUCUCUCUCGCCUCUUCCCUCGGGUACUCCACAGUUGCUCUGAACCACACGCUGGAGCUCCCAUUCCCCGCGAAUCCCACGGCGCCCUUCCCGUCACAUCUCGAGUCGUCGCCUUCGCGAAAACUGCCCGCCCUGCUGCGCCGUGCUACUCUUCCCCUCGACGACCCAGCCGCCUCCAACUACCGCUUACAGUCCCUCGUCAGCGUGUACGAUAUUCUCGCAGUUCGCCCCUCGACCGAAAAGGCAUUCCAAAAUGCCUGUCUCACGCUCGACAUCCCCAUCGUCUCUCUCGAUCUCACCUCGCACUUUCCCUUUCACUUCCGCCCCAAAUCUUGCAUGGCCGCCGUCGCCCGUGGCGUUCGUUUCGAAAUUUGCUACGCCCAGCUGCUUGCCGCCGACAACCGCGGCCGCGCAAACUUCAUCUCCAACGCCACCAGCAUCAUUCGCGCCACCCGUGGACGUGGCAUCAUCAUCAGCAGCGAGGCUAAGACGGCCCUCUGUCUGCGAGGUCCGGCAGAUGUCAUCAAUCUGUUGAGCGUGUGGGGGCUGGCCAGCGACAAGGGCCUCCAAGGUCUGCAAUCUGUUCCGCGAAGCGUCGUUGUUAACGAAGGAAUAAAGCGGAAUGGCUUCCGUGGCGUCAUCAACGUGCUUCAAGUCGCGUCCAGGGCUGUCAAUGAUACGAAUCCGGCAUCCUCGGGUGACAAUGACAAUGAACCGAGCACGGGUACCGACACCGGGCGGAGCGGCAAUAAAUCAAAGAUCCAAAAACGCAAGCAAGGUGAAGGAGAUGGCCAAUCUAUGAGCAGCAGACAAACGAAGAAGCUGAAACUUGCCGCUCGCUCGGCUGGACAAGACGGAAAUCCCAUCUCAUGA
Metarhizium album ARSEF 1941 is the source of this 936-nucleotide messenger RNA. RefSeq names its product RNase P subunit p30. The record is from RefSeq and is a predicted model, not a curated record. Gene Ontology annotation, cellular component: nucleolar ribonuclease P complex. Gene Ontology annotation, molecular function: RNA binding. NCBI's taxonomy places the organism in Eukaryota, Fungi, Ascomycota, Sordariomycetes, Hypocreales, Clavicipitaceae. Gene Ontology annotation, biological process: tRNA processing. The transcript has a single exon. Bases 1 to 936 code for a protein of 311 amino acids.